CUUUGAGUCUCCAGUUAUCUCUGAACUCCACAUCGAAGGAUUUAGAAGAAAUGGUCAAGAUGGAAGCUGAGGAUCGUGUGGAGGAAAUGUCCAGUACCUUCCCCGAGCAGGACAUUGGUGAGAAAGUGAAAGAAGAAUACUCUAUGGAAUUAGACCGUGGCUCCCCUCAGGAGAAGCCGAGUAGUGCUAGAGAGCGGAGGAGAGAAGCAGUGGUGCAGACAGAGGAGACCCGAGCAGCUUCGUCCCUUUCCGUGUCCCAAGAGCCGCCUGAAGAGGGGAGUCCAAGCGGAGAGGCAAGCAGAGGAUUGCCCAGAGGUACUCCGUCCUCCGUGGAGCAGGAGACGGUGCUCAGCAGGCCUCCAGGGAAGGCUGAGGACUCGGCCAUUGCUGACAGUCAGUCUGUAGGGACCCCGGCAGGACCAGACACUGGAGGAGAGAAAGACGGGCCUGAGGAAGAAGAGGAGGAGGACUUUGAUGACCUCACCCAAGAUGAAGAAGAUGAACUGUCGUCGGCUUCGGAGGAGUCCGUGCUUUCUGUCCCGGAGCUCCAGGAGACUAUGGAGAAACUGACUUGGCUGGCUUCUGAAAGGAGCAUGAGUCAGGAGGGUGAGUCUGAGGAGGAGAACUCCCAAGAGGAGAACUCUGAGCCAGAAGAAGAAGAGGAAGAGGAGGCCGAAGGGAUGGAAGCCUUGCAGAAGGAGGAUGAAGUGAACGAUGAAGCAGUUGGAGAUGCUGCUGAGAAGCCCCCUUCUACCUCGGCCUCACCCAAGACUGCUCCAGAAGUGGAGAGCAGCAUAAGCCCCGCAGGUGGGACUGUCCACAUGCUGAUAUGCCCACAUAUGAGCACCUGGUGUGAUGAUAUCAUUGUGCCAACCCCACCACAUACACACAGAACAAAUACAGGUGUAUAUAACAGCGUUUGUGCCUUAAUGGACUUACAUGGACCUGUCACAUGUGUAGAGAGCAGCAAUUACUGUGUUGAAAGUAGCUGUAUUGGAGGUAACACUAUACUUCAUGAAUUGUAAUUACUGGACAAAUAUAAAAUCAUGUAUCGUAUAAUCAUCAACUACUAAAUAAAAGUCUGUACCAUGGGAACUUCA
Peromyscus maniculatus bairdii (prairie deer mouse) is the source of this 1100-nucleotide messenger RNA. Lineage: Eukaryota; Metazoa; Chordata; Mammalia; Rodentia; Cricetidae. The record is from RefSeq and is a predicted model, not a curated record.